Molecule: messenger RNA, 1167 nt
Organism: Microdochium trichocladiopsis
Lineage: Eukaryota; Fungi; Ascomycota; Sordariomycetes; Xylariales; Microdochiaceae
Exons: 3
Coding region: 1-1167 (388 amino acids)
Biological process (GO): ubiquitin-dependent protein catabolic process
Cellular component (GO): cytoplasm
Molecular function (GO): ubiquitin binding; ubiquitin conjugating enzyme binding
Source: RefSeq, a predicted model, not a curated record
AUGGACGACGACGAUGUUCAGGACACCGUCCCCCUGGACAACGACAACGCACAACCUGGAUCGACCAGCAAGCCCUCGGCUCAGACAACGGCGGACGAGGCGCCACCAAGCAAGCCACCGCGGCCCGUGAGCCAGCAGCAGAAGAACGAGCAGACCCUCAGAGAGGCAUUCCCCACGAUCGACCUUUCCGUCAUCCGCGCAGUCCUGACCGCCAGUGGCGGCCGCAUCGACCCUGCCUUUAAUGCUCUGCUUGGGAUGAGCGAUCCAGAUGCGGUUCAGCAAGAAGCGUCCUUCGAACCUGCACCCCCGCCGCAACCCCCACGCCCUGCUCGCGGAGAGGCUGUGAGCCAGCUGGAAGCCGAUGAGCGAUACGCACGUCAGCUCGCCGAGCACUAUGACAACGUUGGCGCAUACGAAGCCAGGACCUCCAGCCGCGGACAGGCGCCUCGUCGUCAGGCGACUGGCCUCAAACCCAACGAAAUGUACGAUCGCGAGCACAGUUUCCUCGAUGACGAUCUUCCAGUGAUCCGCGACAACCUGCGCAAAGGCUUCCAGGAGACUCAAAAGACAGUCAAUACAUGGUUCACUUCGAUCAAGAAGAAGAUUGACGAUGCCAUGGACGAGGAGGCCGCAGAACACGAGCGCGCAAGACAGCAGGAUCGUAUGGGCACAUACGGAAGGCGAGAAGGCGAGGCAAGUCGCCGCAGUAACGACUACGAUCGCUAUGAUGCCGACCCUCAGGUUCUGAGUGAUGACUUUGCCGGCAUCAGACUUCACCCCGAUGGAACGCCAAUUCCGAACCGGACAUCAAGCACACAAAACGUCAACCGAACAUCUGCGUCGGUUUCGCCCCGGCCCGAGGGCCGCAAGGUUGCUUUUAAGGAUGGAGCUGAGGACAUUGAUGCCUAUGAUGCAUCCCCCAGAGUUCCACCCAAGGACAAUGUCUCUCCCGCGCCUUCUGGUAGACAGAGCAAGUGGCAGCCUCUGUCUACGCAGGAGCACAACCCGGUUACUGAGAAUGAUCCCUUUAGUCUUGGCGACAGCGAGGAUGAAAAGGACACCAAGGACAAAGGGAUCAAGAUGGAGGACAGUGAAAGGCUCCAACAAGCAACAGCCGAUGCCAUGGCUGACAGCCUCGUCGACAGCAAGCCAAAGGACAAGAAAUGA